This is a messenger RNA of Drosophila bipectinata, 1587 nucleotides long. It is a transcript of the gene grim, whose product is annotated as grim. The record is from RefSeq and is a predicted model, not a curated record. NCBI's taxonomy places the organism in Eukaryota, Metazoa, Arthropoda, Insecta, Diptera, Drosophilidae.
UGAAGCCUCAACCAGAGAACAUUGAAUAAUAAGCGGAAGCGAAAAACGCACAACCAGAAAAAGUUCGUCCCCAAAAAGCGACAAGUUUUCCUCGUACGUUUUCCCGCCAAAUGAGUCACAGAAAAUUCAUAAAGUGUUUGAACAGAGAAAUAAAGACUUGAAGGAAAUCUAAGUGCAAAUAGUGAUUCCAAGCAAAGAACAAUUUUUAUUUAAAAAAAUAAAAACAAAACAUUAAAAAAUAAAUAUACAAAAUUUAAACAUUCAAACUCAAAUUUUGUAUAAAAACAUCAACAAUGGCCAUUGCCUAUUACAUACCCGAUCAGGCCCAGUUGUUGGCCAGAAGCAAUCAGCAAAGUGCCCAGAAUCAAAGGACAACAGCAACACCUGCCGCAGCGCCACAGCAACCUCAACAGGCGCAACAGCAGCAACACCAACAACACCGGCAGCAACAGCCACAACGUCCUCACUUUCGUGCCAACAUUUCGGUGCCUUUGGGAAGACAGCAGGGGGCCAUGACGAUGUCGGAGUUCGGCUGCUGGGACCUUCUGGCCCAGAUCUUCUGCUACGCCCUGAGAAUCUACAGCUACAAUUCCAGCCAGCGACGGCCGACGGUCAUACAAAUAUCCUUCGAAAUCAGCAGUGGGAGCCAGAGUCAGGACGAUGAGGAUGUUACCGAUGCCCCCUCGAAAGGAAACUAAAUUUGCGUUCCAUUUCACUUUUUGGGAGGAAUGAAAAGUCGAGAAAUUUUCAUGGAAAGGCAGGCUCAAUCAAAGCGCAUUGUGAUUUCUUUUUUGGGUAUGGACAUGAACAGAAAGGGUUUUUGUAAAAAAAAUGGAUAUUUCCAAACAAGAAAAUAAGAAAAAUAUUUUUAAAACUAUUUUUGAGAGAUAAAGAGGAAAAUUCAAAAUUUGUCAUCGACUUGCUGAAAGUGAUAUUGAUUGUUGGUUACUUUUUUGGGUGUCAAAUUUUCCGUUUUCAGUUCAGCGGAGAAAAUGUUUAAUUUUGCAAGCAAAGGUUUCCCGGUUGGUUCAGCAUUAUUUUCGAGAUCCGAGCAAGAGACGAUUCAGUAAAUAUUUAUAAUUAUCAUAAACCUAAUCAGUGUCUAUACAUAUGAGUAAAACCACAAAUAUCGUAUUCAAGUAAAAACUAAUUGUCAAAUUUUAGCAUUUCACCUAUUAACAUAAAUGGUAAAUAAAACGUAAACUUACAAAUACAGAACUUCAGUACAGAACCAAGAAAUGCAGCCAGAAUAAGCCAGAACAACAAAUGACAACAACUCAAUUGUACAAAAUAGAUUUUAAGCAAACAACAAUUUUAUAUGUUUACAAAAAAAAAUAAAAUACAUAUACAAAAUGUCAAUAAUCUAGCUACAGAAAAUAAAAUACAAAAGAACCGCCGAACCACUAAAAAAUCCAGAAUUAAGCAACAAAAAAAAAACUUUACGCAGUUUUGAUACAAAUAACGAAUAAACAAAAUUUCGAAAUAUAUUUUAACAUUAUUAAUGAUUUUAGCAAAAUUACAAAAUUAUUAUUUCCUCUUUGGCAUUGCAAAUUAAACUAAACAUAAAUUAAUCAAAUGUAAAAUUUA